GGAUUCUCUGCGGACUACUUCAACACGCUUGGGUCAAAGGAAGCUCCCCAAACAUUCGUGUCCUCUCGAAGCGAUCGCACGAAGAAGAAGGUUGCACGGCCAUGGAUGAGGAGGACCUUGAUGAGCUUCGAGAGAAUCAGGUCAAGGCUACAUCCGGGUGAAGAUGGAUCUCCUCGGUGGUACACAGGCCGAACUUGA
Molecule: messenger RNA, 198 nt
Organism: Stereum hirsutum FP-91666 SS1
Lineage: Eukaryota; Fungi; Basidiomycota; Agaricomycetes; Russulales; Stereaceae
Exons: 2
Biological process (GO): mRNA processing
Source: RefSeq, a predicted model, not a curated record